AGCAGGUUUGGCUCUGUGGAAAGCAGAAUGUCAGAAGAUAUUGAAGAAAUUGAAAAGGAAAUAGAAACUGAACUAAGCAGAAUCAGUGUUGGUUCCUGUGAAGCAGAUGAUCCAGACACAGAGGUAUCAGACGAAGCUUUGAGUGACAGUGAGGCAGUUUCAGAUGACUUUCCAGAGUCAGUUCUCUCCUAUUUAGACUUUAUAAAGAGUAGAAAUAAAGAUGCUGAAAAGCUUAUACUUCAAGACACAGAAGAUGAAGAAACUACAAAUAAUGUUUAUGGAGUGGUUUCUUGCCAUGCUUCAGCUUACUCGUCAGAACUGGCUUCUGAAGAUAAUGAAGAUCCAGAAGAAUUUAAGAAAAGGGCACUGUUUGAAACUGAAAAUGAAGACUUGCAGAUGGCUACACCACCUAGUUGUAAUGGGAGUGAUAAAGUGGUCACCAAUGACCAUUUUGUUACAGCUGAUGUUGGAAUAAGCAUAAACCUUGCUCAUCUAGAAGUAGAAGAGAAGUCUAGACAAGAAUUUGAGCAGUGGAAGAAAAGACAAAAUGAGCUUGAAGAUGAGAAAAGGCGAAAGUGGAAAGCUGAGAGAGAAGCACAGGAAAAACAGGCUGAAGAGGAGCAUGCAAGAUGGGUGCAGCGUCAGGAGGAAUUUGAGGCUGAAAGAAGAAAGAUAAAGCUGCUUCAUAAGAAACACCAAACAUCAGUGGAAGAUGAGUUACAGAAAGAGGAGAAAGCUUGGAGAGACAAAAGGAUGCAACAUGAGGAAAUGAUCAUGAAGCUGCAGCUGCAAAUGGAAGAGGAGAAAAAGGCCUUGGAAGAGCAAAAAGCAAAAGAAAGGCAACAUCUGGCAGAACAACAAAGGACAGCAGCUGUGAAAAUCCAAGCUGCAUUUAGAUCAUUUUUAGUCCAUAAAAAGUAUGCUCCCAUCCUAAAGGAAUGGAAAGAUGAAAUAAAAAAGAAGCAGAAAAUGCUAGAAGAAAUAGAGAAAGAAAUGAAAGAAAAGGAAGAAAAAAUAAAGAGGCAAAUGGAAGAAAACAGGCAACAGAAAGAAGAGCUAAAAAAGAAACAAGAAGAAUUUGAAAGACAAGAAUAUCUGGAACAGGUGAGGAGGCGUGAGGAAUAUGAGAAGAAGAAAGAAAGCCUGAGACAUGAGCAAGAGAAACACCUGCAAAUAAGAAGAGAAGAACAGAGAAAGGUAGAAGAGAAAGGUGUAAAAACUGUGAUGAGCAGAAGUGAAGAAAAUAACCCAGAAAACAUAAAAAAGGAUAAGCAGAUAGAAAAUACAAAAUCAAUUGAACAGAAGGGACAAAAUAAACAAGUAGAGGAACAAAAAGAGAAACAGACUGAAAUGAUGGGUGAAACAAAUAGUUGGAUGAUUCCAGCAGGAAGAAAUUUGACACCAACACCAAAUAAACUAGACUCUGAGAAGAAGGAACCUGCUUCUCAAGUAAACAAUGACAACGUGUAUGCAAAUUCUGUAGCACAUAUAGAAGAAGAUUAUUUACAAACUAGAAAUCUUAAUAAAGCUCCAAAUAAUCUUGCUUCAAAGGAUGAAUCCAUUAAUUUUGAAGCCAGUGACAUGGUAGAGAAUAAGGCAAAGAAUAUGUGCAGCAGCCCCCCAAAUAUCCAGUCAGAUGCUAGUUGUAGCCAAGUCAAAGAUCAGUUUUCUCAGUCUGAAACGAGGAAGAAAAUUGUCUUUCUAGUGAAAGAUGAUAAUGAAGAAGUCAGAGAGCCCUGGGACGUAAUUCAAGAUGUAGUGGAGUUUUCCAAUAGAAUGAUUCUUCCUGAUAAUAUUGAGAAGAAGAGAAUAAACUGGAUGAACACAUGCAAAUCUUGGUCUAAAGUACAUGAAGAAAGGCAAAGAAAGCAGGUGACUAAAAAGAAACGACCAAGGAAAAGUUCUGUAUGCAAGAUGCCUCCAUUAAGUACACAUAAGAUAAUUCAGAGUGGCCCUUGGAGUACUCUGCAGCAGGUCACGACACUUACGCUUGAAGAUUUGCCAGCUUGUAGUCUCUCAACGCUAUCUCAGUGUCCAAGUCUUCAAGUUUUGACCCUGAGGCACUGUGGACUUGUAGCACUGGAAGGACUAAGUAACUGCAAAGACCUGAAGUAUAUCAAUGUGGAGGAAAACAACAUUCAGAUGAUUGACUGUGAACAUCUAGAAAAUCUCUGUGUUUUGAUUCUGAAUAAGAACCAUCUUUCAUCGGUUUGUGGCUUAGAUGACUGCAUAAAUCUCCGAAAUCUUGAACUUUCCUACAACAGAAUCACUCAAGUUGGUGGUCUGGAGUCACUGAAAAAUCUUCAGCAAUUAAUUUUGGACCAUAAUCGGUUAAUCAGCACAAAAGGUCUUUGUGAGGCACCUACUCUCAUUCACCUAGACUGCUCUUUUAAUCUUCUCACCCAAGUAGAAGGCAUUGAGAACUGUGGCCUACUUCAGAUUCUGAAGUUGCAAGGCAAUAACCUGCAGGAGCUUCCAAGACUGGAAAAUCAUGUUCUCCUAAGAGAACUAUAUUUGGAUGACAAUAGCAUUUCUGCUGUCACAAUGCUUUCUUCGUACUGGUUGCCUCUAUUGCAGAUUGUUUUGCUAUCUCAAAACAGAUUAACUGAUCUUGUGCCUUUAAAUUCAUUAAUAUCAUUGGAAAAGCUGGAUAUUGAAAAUAACUGCUUGUCAGACCUUACAGGUAUCAUUGCAUGGCUCAGUGGCUGUCAUAAACUAAAGGAUUUAUCACUCAGUGGAAAUCCUCUUCUCCAGGAAAGGACUUGGAGGACCUCUUUGUGUAAAGUCCUUCCUAAUUUACAGUUUCUCAAUGGUGAAAUCCUAAAUUCUCAUAUUCUACCCAUGGCUGAAAUAACUGAAGGAUCAGAGCCAAGAACAUUUCGAGAACUUUGUCGAGUUCAAAUUGAAGAAAAUAUUCAACUGAAGGAACAGGCUGCUGAGCUGGGGGUUGCCUCUUCUGUUGACUCUGCAGAGGGACAGUGCUGGUAUUUUAAUGAGUUGAUGAAACUUAGUGUUAAACAUCGCUAUGAGCAUGAGUGCGGAGAACUGAAGGUUACUGACAGAGAUGGACCAGAAGCACUGCAAAAUCAUUUAAAGCAAACAUCCACUGGCUGCCUACGGGAAAAUAACCUCUUUAUCAUGGGUGUGACAGAAAAUAAACAGGUCUUGUUGGAUCCUUCCAAAAGAUGGAUGGCUACUGGCCAUAUUCAGGCCACAUUCAUUAACUCCUCCAUACCUGUGCACCAAAAGGAAAAUAAAGAGGAUCACAGAGUGAGGCAGAAGAGCACUGAAUCAUGGAUUAAUUACAGUGGGGAGAGUAUAGGCAACAAUAACUUGUCAGCCCAACUCACAGUGCAACAGUCAGCGGUAGUAGCAAGCAAUACAGGAAGAGAUCUUCAGCAUUUUGAGAGUGAUACAGAAAGGCUGCACAUGGCGGCGUCCAUGAUCCAGUCCCUUUGGCGGCAGUACUACGCCAGGAGGAAAGCUGAAUACAGCCAAACAGAGAAUCGUUGGUUUGUAGAAGCUUGGAGACAGAAGCACGAAGCUGCCACACUAAUCCAGGCAUCUUGGAAGGGUUUUCUUUUGCGAAAGAAGCUGGCCAGUGCUCUUGCAGCUGUUAGAAGUGACGAAGUGGAGGAUGACUAUGAAGAAAUAAAGCUGGAGGAUUUUACAUUUUCUGAAAGCUCUAUCUCAAAUGAAUGGCUAACUCUAGGUUCCCCCCUUUUGCCUUUGAAAACACUCCUGCUCUCAAACCAGCUGCACUGGCCAAAGAAAUAUUCUGGGCCUUCAAUAUGCAGUGAAUAUCCAAAUAGUUUGCCAUUGUCACCACAAGAAGUUGGGCAGUGUGUUAACAGACCACAUUCAUACUCAGCACAAAAUAUCCACUUUCACAACAGGUCACAGAAGGCAACAAUAUCACAGCUUUCUGACUGGAAGAAAACCAGGAGAUUUUCAUUCCUAGCUGAAAAAGAAGAGCAAAUUUCAGAAGAGUGGGGUUUUAAGGAUAUUUCUACCGCGCAGCUAAUGCUGAAGAGAGCCCAUAAAAUGAAGCCUAAGAACCAUAGUCAGAAGAGUUCAAACCCAGCUGUGCGCCUGGCGUUGUUCAGAAACCAUGAAAAUAAAUAUCUCCAUGUGAAGCCACCAAGGAAGACACAGCCUAUGAAUGCUGAGUACUUUGAAGGUGAAAAAGAAGAAUUUUCUCAAUUGGAUACUACUUUAGAUGAUAAAUUGCAGAAGAGAAUCGACUUUACAUACCAGCAGCUUUGUACACAGGUUUUGGACUAUAAAACAUCCAGUUCCCAAAACAUGAAAUGCUGUCAUUUUUUGCCUGAGUUAGAUCCUGCGAUACGUGACAGCAGACAAGUACAACUUGUGGCAAGCCCUGUAAGCAGAGAAGACACGGAUUUAGACCUCGUUUCCAUGGCCAGUGGAAGUGCUUUGACUGAGAACAGAGAAAAAAAUAAGCAGCCACACAGCCACUCAGCGAGAUUUUCAAGGAGGAACAUAGCCACCCCAGAGAAAUCGUGCGUGGAUCCACCUCGUAAAGACCGGAUAUCAUUUCGAGACCAUCCAGUGCAGCUCAGCGGAGGAUGGGGAGCAGGCAAAAAAAGAAGGGCAAAAAUGUAAAGAUAUUAGCUGGAUACUGGACAGAAUCUGGCCAAUGGAUUAAGCCAAAUCUGGAGAACACACAGAGAACUGUUUCUUUUUAUGCACAUGAAUAUCAACUGCUGGAUUCUCAUUUAUUACCAAUGUAAGCGAUUUCAAUUAACUGUAUUUUCCUUAUUAUGCCUGGUUGAAGUGAGUUGGGUUGGUUCUUUCUAUCAGAGUGUUUUAUACCUGUCAGUAAGGUAUCCCAGUUUGUUUUUCCAGUACCUUAUAUGUUCAUGGGGUGUAGAAUGCAGAACAGAUGGACUCGACAAGGAUUGUUGAACAGUGGGAAAGCUUAAGCUUGCUUUUAAAAGAUCGUUGAGAUGUGCAAAUGUAAGAAUAGUUCAUAGUCAUAUGGUGUAUGUCACGUACCAGAACAGGGAGUUCUCAUUUUCUCACUAGUAAAGGGCUUGCUUGCAAACUGUGUUGUAAGCUGUAAUGGCCAGCAGUGCCAUCCAGAGUGAAAUCUGUUUAUAGUAUUUUACUAAAGCAGCAAAAAUUCUCAGCAGCCUUACAAAGAGUAGGGAUGCACUUAUCUUUUAUGUUUUGGGUUUUUUGUGAUAUGGUACUUUCAUCAGAACUUACAGCCACAAUGUGAUAAAGCAACCAGUUGUAUUUUUAUGCUUUAAAUGAUUUAUAUAUAAAUAUAAUAAAUAAUA
Pogoniulus pusillus (Red-fronted tinkerbird) is the source of this 5306-nucleotide messenger RNA. RefSeq names its product leucine rich repeats and IQ motif containing 1 (gene LRRIQ1). Gene Ontology annotation, molecular function: protein binding. The record is from RefSeq and is a predicted model, not a curated record. The transcript has 27 exons. The coding region runs from base 28 to 4626 and encodes 1532 amino acids. NCBI's taxonomy places the organism in Eukaryota, Metazoa, Chordata, Aves, Piciformes, Lybiidae.